AUGGUUCGACAGAUUCUCCAAGAGCCCGGAGAGAGUCAGCGCUGGUUUGUGUGUAAUGCUUUCGUCCAUCCAUCCUCCGACCAAACGGAUCAGCCGAUCGGACCGCUGGUGGUCCAUGCCGUCUUGGUCAUGAGUAGGCCGAUCGAUGCCCCGCCCGCAUCCUCGCAACGAUCCGAGCCCGUCGGCAAUCGCAUUGCGCCGCCCGCUGCAAACGGUCACUCUGCGCCCCUCUCCUCCUCGGUCCGCUUUCAUCCCGACCUGCACACCAAUGACCCUAACGUGUUCAGAGAUAGCUUUGAGUCUAAUCAGGCCGACCGUUAUGCCGACACCAGCAACGGCCUCGAAGAAGAUAGCUCCGAGGGUGACGACGCUUAUCAGCGUUACUCCAGCUCCAACACUGACAAUGCUCGAAGGACAAGCUCAUCCUUUGGCAUGGCCCCCCCUGCCCAUGGCUUUCCUUCUUCCUCUGCCUACAACUACAGAGCUAUGAUCAGCAGGCACGGCCACGGCUUUCCUGACAGAGCAGAAUCCGUUCGAAACAUCUCGGUUCUCGCCAACUUGGUCGACUACCGUUCCAACUACUACGAGGACCACCGCGUCAGCGAAGAAGAAAUCAAGCAUCGCACCAAGCAUUUCAAAUGGUCCAAAGCUUCGGCAGUUUGCGACUACUAUGAACGUCUCAACGAGACUCUCGACGGCUGGAGGGAAGUAGACGAGAUCCUCGACUCGCGCUUUCCCGACGAGGUCAUGCGACGCUUUACGGAACAAAGUGAUGAGCACGCAAAAAAGCAUCACAAGUCCAAAUCGACCAGGAAGCCAAAGCGCAAGAACAGGGAUCGCACCGCCCAGAACGGCCGCAAGACGCCCGUAGAGAGCGACGGCAACGUCUCCGACGAAGAGGAGACCGAGGAAGAAGAGGAAAGGGGCAGACGCAAAAGCUCCCUUAAGCGCAGCUUUAGUGCGAAAGCCAUCGAUGCCUUCAGCGGUCUAUGGUUCGGCGCUUCAGGGAGUCCGAGUGCUUCAAGCAGAGACGACCUGGAACGUGGUAGACCAUCCCACCCCCAUCGUCACGACAGCCGCCCGUUCAAGGGCAAAGCCUUCGAUUUGGCCUCAGCCACGGAGGAGGACGAGGACGCAUCAGAUCAGAUCGGCGACUCUGCUCGGCCUCUGUCGAGCUCUCCUUCGGCGAACAACCCCGCCCGACCGUCAUCGAGUCGUCGUGACUACGGCGCGACCUCGGCAUCCAGCGCUGGUCAGCUUUAUGACAAACUUCGGCGUGAGGGACGCAUCGAGCAGAUUCGUCGCUCAGAGUCUCAGCUCGCCUUAUCCUCUGGUGCCAAUUCCCCGGCGUUAGCAAGUGGUGCGCAGACUCCUGCCGAGGACGUCUCGUCAUCCGCCUCCAAGGCCAACACGAUCCGUCCCAGCCAAAUCGAGAACAUCCCAGAACAUGAAGCGCACGACAUCUCGAACAUGACCGCGAGUCAGAUUCAAGGCACCAAGGUGGUCCACUCUUCACGCGAUAAAGGCAGCCUGGACCGUGACUACAGCCGUGAGCGCCACCAUCGUCCCUACGCGUCGCAGGAGGAAGAGAGGCUGGCGCUGCUCAGCACUGUUCCCAACCGUGCCAAGGAGGAGGAGCUUUCUCGCUCUGUCCAGUUCGCCAUCAACAUCAAUCUUAUCGUCAACAUCCUUCUGCUGGCUGGUAAAGGCUUUGCGGUCCUUUCGUCCAACUCGGUGUCGCUCAUCGCCUCUCUCGUCGACAGCGCCCUUGAUCUCUUGUCCACCAUCAUCAUCUUUGCCACCUCCAAAGCCAUCGCCUACCGGUCGUGGAAGACCAUCUACAAGUACCCCGUCGGCAAGCAGCGUCUCGAGCCGCUCGGUGUCGUCAUCUUUUCCGUCCUCAUGAUCGCCUCCUUCGUCCAGGUCUUUAUCGAAUCGGCCAGUCGUCUACGUUCCGUUCUGUCGACGGGCCAACAGGAUCCGGACUCGGCAGCCAGCCUUCCCUUCAUCGGUGUCGCAUUCAUGCUGGCUACCAUCGGCAUCAAGACCGUCAUGUGGCUUCUCUAUCGCUCGUCCAAGUCGUCCGGAGUGCGAGCCGUGGCGCAAGAUGCCGAGAACGACGUCGUGUUCAACAUUGCCUCGCUCAUCUUUCCCAUCGUCGGAUCCAAGCUAGGAUGGCCCGCGCUCGAUCCCAUCGGCGGUGUGUUGCUGUCGGUGUACAUCAUCUACGAGUGGAUCGAGACCCUGUGGGAGACCGUCUCUAAGCUAUCUGGUGCUGUCGCUUCGGCCACCGAGAUCUCAAAGUGCCUCUACUGCGUCGUGCGCUUCAACUCGGUCAACAGCGUCUCGGCAUUUGAGCUCUUCCACUCGGGUGACAAUCUGAUUGUCGAGGCUGACAUUGUGCUGCCGCACUCGAUCUCGCUCAAAGAGUCGCACGAUCUUGGCGAGAUCAUCACCUACUGUACCGAGAACAUCUCGGGCGUGGAACGUUCCUAUAUUCAUUUAGAUUACAACCCUAAGGGCCAAGCAGGACAUCUCACGCAGCGGGGAUAG
Messenger RNA from Pseudozyma hubeiensis SY62, 2553 nucleotides. RefSeq lists its product as hypothetical. The record is from RefSeq and is a predicted model, not a curated record. Gene Ontology annotation, cellular component: membrane. The coding region runs from base 1 to 2553 and encodes 850 amino acids. The transcript has 2 exons. Gene Ontology annotation, molecular function: monoatomic cation transmembrane transporter activity. Gene Ontology annotation, biological process: monoatomic cation transport; transmembrane transport. NCBI's taxonomy places the organism in Eukaryota, Fungi, Basidiomycota, Ustilaginomycetes, Ustilaginales, Ustilaginaceae.